Leptidea sinapis is the source of this 3019-nucleotide messenger RNA. It is a transcript of the gene PAPLA1, whose product is annotated as SEC23-interacting protein. The record is from RefSeq and is a predicted model, not a curated record. Gene Ontology annotation, cellular component: COPII-coated ER to Golgi transport vesicle. Gene Ontology annotation, molecular function: metal ion binding. Bases 316 to 2160 code for a protein of 614 amino acids. NCBI's taxonomy places the organism in Eukaryota, Metazoa, Arthropoda, Insecta, Lepidoptera, Pieridae. The transcript has 16 exons.
GAAAAGAGCUCAAAAAGCAAUGCUGGGAUGGUUUCUUGUGCCGUUUGUUUUUUCUCAGAGCGCCAUUUGUUUCCGAGGCGGUGGCAUUGUCUGAACUAACAUCCAAAAUAUUUCUAAAGGAAUCAAUUUUGAGAAAAAAAAUGCCCUUUACCAUUUGAAAUUCAAAUAUUUUAACUAUAAAAAAAGGAUGUGACAUUACAUAUUGAAGGUCAACUACGAACCAUUCCAAAAAAAAUGCCGCAGACCUGAGAAGAACGGGUGCAAAAAACUCAGAAGGAAAUUUGGUUUUGCCUGGACUAAUUUCGAUUGCCUUUUAUGUUGCAGAACCGAACCACAGCAGAAUACGCGCCGAUAAAACACCAUUGGUUCUAUGGCGUGGAGAGCGAAGAAAAGUCUGUAUGGAAGGGGUUUUCAAUGCUCGAUUCGAAAGCCCUGGAGAACGCCUUCAAUAGCCCUGAUCUGAACGAGCACACAUUGGUACAGACAGACGGCGGGAGAUACGAUGUAAAUAUAAUGAAUAGGACGAGAGAUGCCGUUUACUGGAAGGAGAACACUUCAAGUGUGAGAAGAUGUUGCUGGUUCUACAAAGGCAACACGGAUGCCAGAUACAUUCCAUACACCGAGCACAUUGCAGAGAAGUUAGAGGAGGAGUACCGCCACGGCAUGACUACGGGGGAGUGGCACAGACGACUUAUACUCCCGAAUGACGAGAUGGUGGUGAUGCAUGGACCCUCAGUUAUGGUACACUUCCUGCAGACCUCCGUGGAUGCCUUUAGCUCUAGUCCACAAACGGCGAUGCGACCCCGCGUGGUGCGACGAGGAGUCGUGGAGUCUGAAUUGGAUGAACCCGAGCCACAGAACGUGGAUCAUCUGUUGCUGCUGUGUCAUGGUGUGGGCUCCACGUGCGAUAUGCGGUUCCGGUCUGUCGAAGCUGUGGUCGAGGACUUCAGGACGAUAAGCUUCCAGUUGGUAAAGUCGCACUACAAGAGCUCGUAUGAUAGCGGUCUGGUCGGAAGGGUUGAGGUCCUACCAAUAUCGUGGCACUUCAGCCUUCACAGCCAGGAGUCGGGCAUCGACAGGCGCCUGAACAACGUGACCCUCGAGAGCAUACCCAAGAUGAGGAACUUCUUCAAUGACACCAUCAUUGAUGUGCUGUUCUACACCAGCCCCAUGUUCUUCCAGAAUAUAAUCGACACAGUUUGCAGCGAGAUGAACAGAAUAUACAGUCUGUUCAAAGCACGAAACCCCAAUUUCAAAGGGGGCGUUUCCGUUGGCGGACAUUCCCUGGGCAGUGUUAUAUUAUAUGACCUGCUGUCACACCAGAUUCCUGAGGUGAGUGUGUCAUGUCCAAAGACGUACGUGAAGGGGAGUACGGCUAGCGAGCCCUGUAUAAUCUACCCCAAGCUGAACUUUCACCCUGACGCCUGCUACGCGUUGGGAAGCCCUUUGGCGAUAUUCGAGUGUAUUCGCGGCGUGGAAAUGCUUGGGCAAGAGUUUUGUCUGCCGACCUGCAAGAAUUUCUUCAAUAUCUUCCACCCCUACGAUCCUAUUGCGUAUCGGAUGGAACCAAUGAUCAACAUGGCCCUUAAAGAUGUCAAGCCCUUUCUGAUUCCUCAUCACAAGGGUCGGAAGCGAAUGCAUUUAGAGUUAAAGGAUACAAUGGCUCGCGUGGGUGCCGACAUCAAACAGAAGCUGGUGGAGUCUAUUAAGAGUACGUGGGACAGCAUGUGGAAGACUCCACCGCCGACCAAUGAUCAGCUGGAGCAGGUUGUUGAAGAAGAAAUGGAGAAGGAAGCGCUCAAAGAAGAAAGCAAACACGAUAUGGACCAAGAAAAAGAGGUAAGAAAUUAUAUUAUAACUCAAGAAAUGCUGGGUCGCCUGAACGAUGGGCGCCGCGUGGACUUUGUUCUCCAGGAGGCACCUUACGAGAUGAUCAACGAGUAUCUCUCAGCCGUGACCAGCCACGUGUGUUACUGGGAGUCUGAAGACACGAUGCUACUGAUCCUGCGGGAAGUAUACGACGCCCUCCACAUCCAGCCUGACAGCAGCGUGCCCCAACACUCCAUGACUGUUCAGAGGACCAGGAAUAUUGUAAGUACCCACCUUCAUUCUGCAGAAGAGGGCUAUUCGCGCUUAUAUAACCUAGGUCCUAAAGAAUAAUUGAGAUCAAAAUUUAAAGAAAUAAAUAUCUUAACUGUUUCCUCUCAAUAUAUUCUUGAUAAUGUUAAUCAUUGAUACUAGUGAAAUCCUUGUUCCUCAACGCUAACUUCACUUUGACAAUGACAGUCGGACAGAUCAUUUCGUUUCUUCGUCAUUGUCACUCAGUUUCUUGUUGUAUUCGUUAAGUUACCAACUUGUUAACUACCUACCCAAUUGAAUUCCAAAGAAAGUAAUUGUCUCUAGCAGUCUGUUUUACAGUUCAUGUAUGAGCUAAUGAGUACAUAUUAUUCUAAUCUGAGCAAAUAAAACUAUCUUUUAAUUUAGGUAUACUAUAUUAUAUUAUCUAAUUACGAAUUGUCUUAUAUUAUAAUGCAAAAAAAUGUCGUUACAGUAGUAGAUAGGUAGGUAUUUUUUAUCUAAAACAAAAAACAAGGUUGGUACCCAUCUAAUAUAAGUAUGUGACCUAUCCUUAGCACCUAGGUAUUUAAUAAACCUAGAAUAGAUGAGCUGUCAACAUAUAGUGCAAGACAUAACCUCAUUUUUAUAUCUUCGAUUACUCAGUUCCUAGAUUGACAAAUGUUGCUAAAUUUUCAUUUAUGGUGUUACUUUCUACACAAACAGUCUAUGUCUUAAUCCGGUGAAAUCAAAAUACAUAAUUUGUGGCACCAACAAACAGCUGAGCAGUUUAAAGUCUUCACAUGACAUUAUCUUGAUGGGUGAACCCAUUGAACGUACAUAUGUAGCACGUAAUCUUGGUCUUCUUCUCGACAGCAAACUGAGAUUCCAUGAUCACAUCACUAGCCUAGUCAGUAACUCUUUUUACAGGCUGAAAGUAUUAUAUAGGAUGAGACCUUAUCUG